Molecule: messenger RNA, 4655 nt
Organism: Sphaeramia orbicularis (orbiculate cardinalfish)
Lineage: Eukaryota; Metazoa; Chordata; Actinopteri; Kurtiformes; Apogonidae
Gene: arfip2b
Product: ADP-ribosylation factor interacting protein 2b
Exons: 8
Coding region: 1069-2073 (334 amino acids)
Biological process (GO): intracellular protein transport; regulation of Arp2/3 complex-mediated actin nucleation
Cellular component (GO): trans-Golgi network membrane
Molecular function (GO): protein domain specific binding; phospholipid binding
Source: RefSeq, a predicted model, not a curated record
UCUGUGUGUGUUUAUGUGGGUGUGUAGCACUGCUCCGUGGUUUGACUCGCAGUAGAUUGCCUUGCAUCACUACGUUGACUUAUUCCAAAAAAUGUCAAAUAUUUCAUUUUUAUGGCAAACCACUGUGCAGGCUCAGUUCUGCUCCCUACUAACUCUAGUUGUAUAGUCUCUCAAACACAUUUUACACCUCUUCUGCUGACACAAUUGAAUUUGACUUGUUUUAAGAGAAAACUACUAAAAUUACCAGUGCUAGCAAAAUAUAACACCUAGAGUUUCUAGUAUACUUGAUAGAUAUAGCCCUAGAGUUUGUGUGUGUGCAGUUUGGUGUUUCCUUAAUUAUAGCUGGUUGGCAAAACAAUCACUAUCUUACUAAUAAUUGUCACGUUAUACUAAUGGUGUAAUGUUGGUGUUGAUUCAAUUCCCACUUUGUUUUCAUGUGCUGGUUAUUAUGCUAACUAAAGCUUUGUUUAGGUGAUAAGGCCAAGAGAAUGACACUUCUAAAAACCUCAAAUGUAUUAUGAAAUCCUAAAAAUUAAAAAAAAAAAAAGUGCACAUUUUGCUUCAUAUACAACCUCCAACUGUGUAACCUCAGGCAGCAUAAUUCACAAUACCUUUUUUUUUUAGAGGGGGUUUGAGCGAUCAAAAAUACUCUUUGUGCUUUGUUUAUCAAAAGGAAAAGGCGACCUCCCUUCCACAGCAUUCCUGUGUAGUUUCCUUAUCGUAAUCUCACUGUCGAGUAAUCACACAAGCUCUCAGGAAGUAUUCUAUAUAUCUGGCGUUCUCUCACAUUUUACACAGAGUGAUAUUCGUCUCUGCUUAUGGUUAACUGCCCAUUUAUUUUGCGUUAAAUAAAAUAAGAGUCGAGCUCACAGCAGUGACACGAGUUAGAUUUAACCAUGUUUGUUGUAGGAAGCAGGGCUACACAGUUGGUUAGAAAACUGUCCAAGCUGGGUUUUUCUUUUUCAUAAAUCUCUCCCAAGUGUUUUUUUCCCCCUUUUUUUUUUACUAGAUGAUACAUGAGCAAGAAGGAAAAACACAAAAGAAUGACUUAAAGAUCUGCAGCAGGUGAUGGUAUCGGGUCCCAAUCUCAAUGAGACUAGCAUUGUUUCAGGGGGUUAUGGCGGCACGGCAGAGGGGAUCAUCCCCACCAGCUCAAUCAAAGACCUGCGUAUGAAGGCCAGGCGAAGUAGCGUACCCACAGGCACCUCUGUCACCUGCCACAUAAACCAGCCCCAUGAAUACCAAGGUUCCAACAUGCACCACAGCAGCAGCAGCUCAUCGAUGACGGCAGAAGAAGCAACUAAAGGCGUGGCAGUGGAAAAAAUAGAACAGAUGAAGAAGUGGGGUCUCAACACUUACAAGUGUACAAAGCAAAUGAUCUCCGAGCGUUUUGGUCGGGGAUCUCGGACCGUUGACCUGGAACUGGAGGCUCAGAUUGAGGUGCUGAGAGACACGAAGAGGAAAUAUGAGAAUGUCCUGCGAUUGGCCAGAGCGCUGACCAACCACUUCUACAACAUGGUGCAGACGCAGCAUGCACUGGGCGACACCUUCGCUGACCUCAGUCAGAAAUCUCCAGAGCUACGGGAUGAGUUUGGCUACAAUGCUGAGACUCAGAAGCUGUUGUGUAAGAAUGGGGAGACUCUACUAGGGGCCAUUAACUUCUUUGUGUCCAGCAUCAACACACUGGUCAACAAGACCAUGGAGGACACCCUGAUGACGAUCAAGAUGUAUGAGAAUGCCAGACUGGAGUUUGAUGCGUACCGGUCAGAUCUGGAGGAGCUGAGUAUGGGUCCGAGGGACGCCGUAACCAUGGCCCGCAUAGACACUGCUCAGCAACAGUACCAGGUCCAUAAGGACAAGUACGAACGCCUCCGCUCUGAUGUCAUCAUUAAACUCAAGUUCUUGGAGGAGAAUAAGGUGAAAGUGAUGCAUAAGCAGCUCCUCCUCUUCCAUAAUGCCAUCUCGGCAUACUUCGCUGGGAACCAGCAGCAGCUGGAGCAGACGCUGAAGCAGUUCAACAUAAAGCUGAGGCCUCCGGGUGCUGACAAGCCGUCCUGGUUAGAGGAGCAGUGAGAGAGACUGCUCGACCUUCUGCAAUCUGUUUUGCAACCACCUCCACCUGUUACCUGUUGAAACCCCCAACUUACAGAGGACCAGUACAGAGGGAAACGCAUACAGAUAAAUGGGUGGAAGAAUACAUGUGAUAACAGAUGUGGACAGAUGUGGGAGGAAUGGACAGAUGGAUUGCAGGGUAUUACUGAUGAACGGGCUAAAUACAGCGGGUGACCAAGUGGCCACUAUCAUGGACAGUCUGGGGGCUUUUAGUGCCUCUCUUCCCUUUUUAUUUCAUUCUAUCCUUAUCUGUGCUUUGUUCCUUGAAAACCCAUUCGUCUCUCUCUUCUCUCUUUAAAUGCUUUGCUGUGUAAGCCCAUCUUAGUCAUUUUUAUGACUACUAUCGCUGUCCUCAAGUGCACCCAGUGCCCUGAGGCGAAACUCAAUCACACACCAUCUUAGUAAGAGAGAAAGAUGAGGACAAGGUACAAGAGGAUUAAAACAUACUUAGAUGUAACCAACCACUUCAUCAAAACUAUUCCAGACCUUUUCAUUCUCCUAGUGUGCCUCUGUACUGUAUAUUUAAGAUGAUGGAUUCAGUGAACACAUAGCCUGGAGGAAGAAAGAUAAGUUGAGGAAAGACUUAAGACACAUCAUGAGAAGUGGGUGUGAUGCACUGAAAGCGAAUGUCCGGACAUGUAGUUAAAUCUAUGUACAAUUCAAAUUAACUGAAAUCAAUAGCAUAUGAUUGUUUGUAGUUUGGAAGAAACACACAUGUUGUGUUUAGCCUUGUUUGGCUUAAUUCUGUCGUCAUCUUUUUGCGUUUUUAUUAUUUCUGUUCCAGUUAGCCAUAUGUUUUAAAGUGAAGGACAUUGUGUACGAUUUUGUCAGUGUGUAAUAUUGUCUUGGACAAUAUGUACUGCACUGCUGAGUCUGUUAUGAAAUGCUAAAGUUAACCUGAAAUUCCUUUUGGCUCCAUGCGAUUUAUGCAAUGGUAACAAAACUGCCUCAGUAACUCCAAUUGGGUGUUUGUAGUUUUGUUUUACUCACCAAUAGAGACUUCAAUGGACCAUUUAUGGACGAUGAUCACUGUUAGGAUGGAUUCGGUCUUUCUGAUGAGGCUAUGAAGGAUGGGUGACCUGAAUAUGUUAGUCUGUCUGGUUUAACGUUCAGUCUGUUAGAAUGGAAUUCAAUUCAGUACAUGUUUCACAGAGCUUUAUGAACUUUAUAUUUUUGUCUUCAGUUAUUUUUCUCCCCAUGAAGGCAUGUCACUAUUAAUUAACAAUAUUUUUUUAACACUUUAGCCAAAUACUGUAUGUUUGCCUUUCUUCACACUGGAGAUUAUCAGUCUAAUAUAACUAAUCCUAAUAUUUCAGCAGUAGUUGGGGGUUUGGUUAACACUAAUGACUGAUUUGUUGAUUUAUUUAUAACUAAAACAUUAUUUGUGUGUAACAUCAUGAAAACAAUCAUUAGCAAGAGGGUUUUGCCACAAGAUAAUGGCACGGUACUGCAAAUGUAAUAUUGUAUUUUUAUGGGUCAUUGUAUUUAUUACGUUCAUUGUAUGUUUUCAUCUGUUGGAAUCAAUGAGCUCUGCGUUGAAACUUGCAUUUCAGAGAAAACCACUACAGUUCCUCAGGAUGACCACAUUUGUGAUAGAAAGGUUCCUCAUUGUCAAAUGGAGAUUACGUCAGUAAUCCAGUGUAGUGAGUGUCAUGUUUUUACCAUGCAGCAUUCAACAUACACACUGUAGUAACAUGAGAGAGAGUUCUGUGAAAUCUCCAUCAGUUGUUGGGUUAGUCCUUGAGCUUCUUAUCUCCUGUGUAUUUGCAUGGCAGGCAGCAGUUCAAAGUAAAGGUGCAGAUAUGUGUGAAUGAUCAGAUGCUCUACCUUCAGCCCUCUGUGUUUCAGCUUGCAUGGACCGGCUUAAUGCCAUGCUUCCAGUUGUUGAUUUCACUUGUGUAAAAUGGCUGAAGCAGAAUCCAAAAUAUGGGUUUUCUUUCAAUGCUGCACUCCUAAGAGUAGUCAUGAGGAAGUGGAUGUGAUGUUUUUGGAGGAAAGCUAAAAUGAAAUUAAGAUUUAUUAUUUGUAGUGUUUUGAGUCCUGACGGGUCAGUAUAUCCAAUGGAUGUUCUUCUGACUGAAUCAUAUGUGAAACUAAAAUGACAGUUUAUCUGGCCAGCUAUUGGUCUGAUGGACCAUCACACAGCAAUAGUACAAUAUGUGACCCUCUCUUUCCAAACCUGCCCUUUUAAAGUUCCUAACCCAACACCAAAAUGAAUGGCAAUAGGACUUUUCUGUUGUGUAUUAUAACUCCACUAAAAUUAAUGUGACAAAUAUUUAAUGUCACUCUUACUAGCAGUCUUUAGAUGUUGCCGAGAGAGAACCAAGAUUUAUAAAAUGAGAUAUUUUAUUUGUGUACAAUCAAUAUUUUCUAGGCUGAGCUGGUGUAUUGUACUGUAUGAAUGAUUGCACAUAGUGGUAUUUAUGAUGAUCAAUGAAGUUGUGUCAUGGAUUGAUGUGAUACUCUGCCUUCAUUCCUCACUCAGACCUAAAACUUCCCACCCCACUCCAAGGGAACAAAAUUAAAAAGUACACAUUUUCAAA